AUGGAACCUCCAAUGCUAAAACUGACAACGGUGCGAGGUCCUAGAGAAGAUGCUGGAAUCCCCUCAAAGCACCUAGUAAUCGUAUCCGAAUCAGGAAAAUGGAGCCUCCAAGACUUCAAUUCCUUCAAUGGCACGACUCUAAACUCCACUUUUCUCUCUCCCAACAAAUCAUUCGAUCUUUGCGACUGCGACACCGUCAAACUCGGGGAGUUAACAUCAAUCCUCGUCCAAUUCAGCGUUCAUAAGGGAACCUCACAGUUGAGACGCAAUCCGAGGAGACAUGUUACUGGAUCUAGUAAAGUAGGAUCUGUCGCAACGAAUCGGAGCCGGAGAGUAAAUGAAGAGGAGGGAAAGAAUGCUGAAACUAGGGAGGAAGAGAAUGUUUAG
Molecule: messenger RNA, 387 nt
Organism: Dovyalis caffra
Lineage: Eukaryota; Viridiplantae; Streptophyta; Magnoliopsida; Malpighiales; Salicaceae
Source: the annotation of a GenBank genome assembly